CAACCGAGUGACCUCGAACCUCCCAGGAUGGAUUCCCUUUCAGAGACGGAGAUGGCAAAGAUAGCGAGGCUUCCGGUAGGAAACCAGCCGGGCCUUUCCUUUUGCUACCUGGUUCAAAUGCUGCGUUCAGAGGAAUGCUGGCAUCCAAAGAUUCAUCCAUCACUUCCAUUGGUUCGAGUUUACCAACGAAAAGCUGCCUUUGCAUCAAGAGUUUGUAUAUGAUGUCGCCAUGUUCACCGCAGGGCAAGGCUUCUCCUGGGCCGAUGUGAUCUGCUCAGCUGUGCUUGCCAAGGUCAUCUUCCCACAGUCGUAUGAAUUCGACCUAAACAAUUUCUGGUCCCUGCUCCGAGAUGUGCUGUGUGAGCAUUUGCCAUACUUGACGCCCUUACACCGGCAUGUCUUCACCCAGUACCUGAUCGACACUUGCGUCUGCAGAAGGAGGCUGUUCCAGGUGGCGGUAGGUGUAACGGCUGAGGAGCUGCUUGUUCUGAGACAGCUGGAGGUGCAGCUGCCGCCCACCCCCUGCCCUUUAGCACAGGGCACCGAUCUUGAGAUGUGGGAGGCGCAGUCUGAGCUGCGAGCAAAACUCGAUUCCUCCCUGACGCAGUUGGAGGAAAAACUCAAAUGUGUCCUGGCCGAGCCACGCGUCACUCUGGAGGACUUUAACGUCCCAUCAGACGGGGAACUGGACAAAGAGAGCGCUGUGGGGCUGGUUCGAUCUGCAGUCAAAGCCACAGGAGGCCAAGUGCUGGCAAGUCUGAGUCAAGAGGUGUCCCUCCGCAAGGAGAUCUUUCAGAUCAAAAUGCAGCAGGAGGCUUUGAUUGCUGCUGGACGCCCGAAAAUACCAACUCCUGUAGUGACAUCAGCAAAGACAAAGGGAGCAAAAACAAAAGCAGGAAAGAAGAAAUAACUGGAAACGUAAAAGCUGAUUUAAUUAAAAGAGAAA
Molecule: messenger RNA, 946 nt
Organism: Xiphophorus maculatus (southern platyfish)
Lineage: Eukaryota; Metazoa; Chordata; Actinopteri; Cyprinodontiformes; Poeciliidae
Gene: c24h8orf74
Product: chromosome 24 C8orf74 homolog
Exons: 5
Coding region: 230-910 (226 amino acids)
Source: RefSeq, a predicted model, not a curated record